Solea solea (common sole) is the source of this 2680-nucleotide messenger RNA. It is a transcript of the gene gnl2, whose product is annotated as G protein nucleolar 2. The record is from RefSeq and is a predicted model, not a curated record. The transcript has 16 exons. NCBI's taxonomy places the organism in Eukaryota, Metazoa, Chordata, Actinopteri, Pleuronectiformes, Soleidae. Bases 155 to 2347 code for a protein of 730 amino acids. Gene Ontology annotation, cellular component: nucleolus. Gene Ontology annotation, molecular function: GTP binding.
GUGACGUCCUUCCUGUUUCGCCGUACAACACGUGUACGGUGCACAGUUUAGAGCUAAAAGGAGCAACAACAACAAAACCACCGCUUUCGGAAACCUUCAAGAGCUCACUGUUGUUAUUUUUUCUGCGCGAGGUUUUGCCGACCAAGCCGUCAAAAUGGUGAAGCCUCUGUUUAAGGGGAAAAGCUCGAUAAACCCCUCGUCGUCCAGCAGCAACCCUGAUCGAGCCAAGGGUGCUGGUGGGAACAACAUGAGGGACCGAACCACUAUCAAGCGUCUGAAUAUGUACAGACAGAAACAGAGAUGUAAUAACCGUGGAAAAGUCAUCAGACCUCUCCAGUUCCAGUCCACAGUGGCUCCAGGGACCGUAGCCAGAGUUGAGCCUAACAUCAAGUGGUUUACAAAUACCCGUGUUAUCAAACAGUCAUCUCUCCAGAAGUUCCAGGACGAGAUGGGAGCAGUACAGAAGGAUCCAUAUCGUGUGGUGAUGAGACAAAGCAAACUCCCCAUGUCCCUUUUGAAUGAUAGAAUCAAAGCUCAUAACUCCAAGGUGCACAUUCUGGACACUGAGGGCUUUGAGACCACGUUCGGACCUAAGGCUCAGAGGAAAAGACCCAGUCUCGUGGUCGGGGAUGUGCAAGACCUUUUAGAGAAGGCUGAGGCCUCAGCCGUGGGCUACAAUGCAGAAAAGGACAAAGACCUGGUGAUUGAGGAUACAGGAGUACGGAAUGAAGCACGUGAGGAAAUCUUUAAGAAGGGUCAGUCCAAGAGGAUCUGGGGUGAACUUUACAAGGUGAUUGACUCAUCUGAUGUCAUCAUCCAAGUUCUGGAUGCUCGCGAUCCCAUGGGAACACGUUCCAGCAGCAUAGAGACGUAUAUGAAGAAGGAGAAGCCCUGGAAACAUCUCAUCUUUGUGCUUAACAAGUGUGAUCUCAUCCCCGCCUGGGUCACGAAACGGUGGGUUGCUGUUUUGUCUCAAGAAUACCCCACUCUGGCUUUCCAUGCCAGUCUCACCAACUCGUUUGGUAAGGGCUCCCUCAUCCAGCUGCUCAGGCAGUUUGGCAAGCUCCACACAGACAAGAAACAGAUAAGUGUGGGUUUCAUUGGUUACCCUAAUGUGGGGAAGAGCUCAGUCAUCAACACACUGCGGUCUAAGAAGGUCUGCAAUGUGGCGCCUCUCGCUGGGGAAACAAAGGUGUGGCAGUACAUCACUUUGAUGAGGCGCAUCUUUCUCAUUGACUGCCCUGGCGUUGUUUACCCCUCAGAAGACAGUGAAACAGAUAUCGUCUUGAAAGGAGUGGUUCAGGUGGAGAAGAUCAAGAACCCAGAAGAGCACAUAGGGGCAGUACUGGAGCGGGCCAAGCCAGAAUAUAUUCAGAAGACCUAUCGUAUUCCUACCUGGAAUUCUGCUCAAGACUUUCUUGAGAAGAUGGCAUUACGCUGUGGUAAACUACUCAAGGGUGGUGAGCCAGAUCUCUCAACAGUGUCCAAAAUGGUGUUGAACGAUUGGCAGAGAGGGCGUAUCCCCUUCUUUGUGAAACCUCCUGGAGCUGAGGGAGAACGGGAGGAUGCCUUGCUGGUUAAAGGACCCUCAGAGGAAGCUGAGAGUGUGCAGGAGAAACAGCAAGAUGAUCCAGAUGCCGUGUCAGAGGAACAAGAUGAACACCAACAGCGUCUGCAGAAGAAGAAGGAGCAAGUACAGAAGAUUCUGGCUAAUGUUCGACAGAACUUUGGAAAGAUUAAUGUGGCACCAGAGUUCAUCGAGGAAGACUUGGAUCCUGUGGAGAUACCCGACUUGGACCUUUCUGACUGCUCUGGCUCUGACAAUGAAGAAGACUGUGAGGAAGAUGAAGAUGUAGAGGAGGACAAAACCAGUGCUGAAAAAGCUGAUGAACCAGCCAGCGCAGAAACCCAAGUCUCCGAGUCCACGCAGACGGGCAAGGCAACCAAGAAUCCACGUGAGGUCAUCCGUGAACUGGAUGAGAAGAUUAACAAAUACAAGCAGUUCCUGGACCGAGCCAAAUCCAAACGCUUCUCUGCAAUCCGGAUACCCAAGGCGCUCUCUGAAAAAGCCCUCAGUGACAUCAAGAUGAAAGAGGAAACAGCUAAGCAGACAGCAAACAAAGCUGCCAGCCAGAAGAGCAAGAAGAGGAAAGCUGAGGAGGAGGAGGAGUCCACCCAGCGGGACAAACUGACCUCUAAACAGAGAAGAGCUUUGGAUCGUGCAACGAGGACAAAGAAAGUCGGUGUCCGCUAUUACGAAACACACAAUGUUAAAAACAAGAACAAGAACAGAAAGGCCCCAGCAACAGCCACAGAAGGCUCAAAGACCAAAAGAUCAAAGCACUAGGUUGGAUACAUAAAACUUAACUUGUCUGAUAUAUCUUUAUUUAAUUUGGCCAAAAAGGCCAAGUUUUUAUUGAAAAUAUAGAGUUAAAGAGGGGAAGAAAUGCUAAACUGAGUGUAAACGAUCGAUUACUUGGUGCUUUGUCUGCCCCCCAGUAAACAUGAUGCAUCUUUCCUUUUCAACUCUUUUCAAUAAUCAACCUCUUUCUGUUUUUGAAUGACAUUACAUUCAUUUACAGGUGUAAUUCUCUCUUGACGUUCAAGAGAAACAUACAGUGCCUUUAUUUGAACUGUACUCGUCACGCUGUUAAUUGAACAAUAAAAUAAUGGCUCACUA